AUGUCAGGAUCCUUGCCUCCAGAUUUUGAAUGGGGAUUUGCAACAGCUUCAUAUCAAAUUGAAGGAGCUGCGAAUGAAGAUGGGCGCGGACAAUCGAUAUGGGAUACUUUCUGUCAUCUUGAGCCUACACGGACCAAGGGAGCCAAUGGGGACAUUGCUUGCGACCAUUACCACCGAUUUGAGGAGGAUUUCGAUCUUCUCUCCAGGUACGGUGCAAAAGCAUACCGAUUCUCAAUAUCCUGGUCGCGGAUCAUUCCGCUAGGAGGAAGAAAUGACCCAGUCAACGAAGCGGGCAUCGCAUUCUAUAGCAAACUCAUUGAUUCCCUUCUUGCCAGAGGAAUCACGCCAUGGGUCACUCUCUACCAUUGGGACCUUCCUCAGGCCAUUCAUGAUCGAUAUGGUGGUUGGUUGAAUGUGGAGGAGUCACAGCUUGACUUUGAACGGUAUGCACAGAUUUGUUAUGAGAGAUUUGGUGACCGAGUCAAGAAUUGGAUCACAUUGAAUGAGCCGUGGAUUGUUUCUAUUUUUGGAUAUGCCACUGGUGGAAAUGCGCCCGGGCGAAGCAGUAUAAACCCACAAUCCACAGAGGGUGAUACUACUACAGAGCCUUGGGUUGUCGGGAAAGCCUUGAUCAUGAGCCACGCUCGCGCUGUCGCUUUGUAUAACCGCAAGUUUCGAGCUUCUCAAAACGGAAAAAUUGGCAUUUCUCUGAAUGGCGAUUACUACGAACCCUGGGAUGGCCAGGACGAGCGUGACCGGCAAGCUGCCGAGCGACGGAUGCAGUUCCAUAUCGGAUGGUUUGCGAACCCCGUUUGUCUAGCACAGGACUACCCCCAAUGCAUGAGAGAGCAACUCGGCGGGAGACUCCCUAGGUUUACGGAGUCAGACUUUGCUCUGCUUCGAGAGGGUGACAUGGACUUCUACGGAAUGAAUUAUUACACCUCCCAAUUUGCCCGGCACCGUGAUGGGCCUGCGCCUGAGACUGACUUCAUGGGGAAUGUGGAUGAACUACAAGAAAACAAACAAGGCGUGUCAGUCGGAGAAAAAAGUGGUGUGCAUUGGCUCCGAUCAGCCCCGGAGCUUUUCAGGAAGCACUUGACACGAGUAUAUCGUACAUACGGCAAGCCCAUCUACAUCACAGAGAAUGGGUGCCCGUGUCCGGGCGAAGAGAAAAUGGCAUGCGAAGAGGCUGUCAAUGAUACCUAUCGGAUCCAAUACUUCGGGGAUCAUCUCAAUGCUGUCGGAAGAGCACGUAUAGAGGAUGGUUCUGAUAUUAAAGGAUACUUUGCCUGGUCAUUGAUGGACAACUUGGGUAAAUGCUUUUCCUCAUACUUUGAGAUAUUCGAGCUAAUUCUUCUUUCAGAAUGGUCCGAUGGAUACGGGGUUCGCUUUGGCGUUACCUUCACUGACUACAGCACUCUGGACAGGACUCCCAAGCAAUCUGCUUUGCUACUGAAAGGUAUGUUCGACGAACGCAUGGGUGGCGACCCUUCUUCAGAAUAA
Penicillium coprophilum is the source of this 1503-nucleotide messenger RNA. RefSeq names its product glycoside hydrolase family 1 protein. The record is from RefSeq and is a predicted model, not a curated record. Gene Ontology annotation, molecular function: beta-glucosidase activity. Bases 1 to 1503 code for a protein of 500 amino acids. Gene Ontology annotation, biological process: carbohydrate metabolic process. Lineage: Eukaryota; Fungi; Ascomycota; Eurotiomycetes; Eurotiales; Aspergillaceae. The transcript has 3 exons.